AUGGUCAGCGCGCUGCCAGUCUACUUGGGUGAAGCGGCCCUGUCUCGAUCCCAGGGCGCUGGGGAGCUGUCGGACUCGGCUUCUGGCAGCAUGUGGACAAUGUUGUUCAAGCAUCAGAAGCGGCAUCAGCACCAGUCGGUGAAAGGCGGUGCAUGUGUACACUUGAUACAAAUAGACGAUACAUGCAUGCCUUUUAGAGUUGGCAUGGAGCACAUAGCAAGGCGGUACAGUACGGAGGCAAAGCUGAGCAAAACUCUUCCACCCAGGCUUCCGUGGGGCGGUGGUGGCCCAAGGAUUCGGUGCGAGGUAUUGACAUGGAGACCCAGCGUCCCCUUUUUUCGCCAGAGAUGCCGAUUGAUCCAUCAGAAGCCAGGCAAAUCAUGA
Molecule: messenger RNA, 384 nt
Organism: Colletotrichum higginsianum IMI 349063
Lineage: Eukaryota; Fungi; Ascomycota; Sordariomycetes; Glomerellales; Glomerellaceae
Exons: 3
Coding region: 1-384 (127 amino acids)
Source: RefSeq, a predicted model, not a curated record